UGACGCGCGCCUGCCAUUUGUCGUGCGCUGUUUGUCAUGUGUCAGGCAUACAAGGCGCAACACCUUCAGAUGUGCAUGCAGGGUUAAGUUAGGCUGAGCAACAGUAAGGAUACAUUCACCUCUGCGACCACCGCUUGCCACUCUUCUCUUGACCUUCUCGCAUAACAUCGUCCACUCGCAACGUCUCACUCGGUCGCUUGAGCCCCGCCAAUACAUCCAAGAUCGGAGACACGGAAACAGAGACACCUGCGGCAGGUCGAGAGACUCAGACGGCCAACAUGGCGAACAAGCGGAUCAUGAAGGAGUUCCAGGAGAUCACGAGCAGCCCUCCGCAAGGAUGUAGUGUGUCGCUUCAGCAGGAGGACGAUAUGAACGUCUGGGAUGUGCACAUGGAGGGGCCUUCGGACUCAGUGUAUGCGGGCGGCAAAUUCCACAUCGUCAUCACGCUGCCGAAAGAGUACCCCUUCAAACCACCGACGCUUUCGUUUCGCACCAAGAUCUACCACCCGAACGUCACCAACGAUGAACGCGGGGCCAUGUGCCUAGGUAUGCUGAAGUCGGAGGAGUGGAAGCCACCGAACAAGAUCAAGGAGGUACUCGGCUUGGUGAGACAUACGCUGGGCGAGCCACAGCCAGACGACGCCGUGGAGACGAGCAUUGCAGAGGUCUACAAGACGAAACCCGAAGAGUACGAGAAAAUUGCUCGGGACUGGGUGAAGAAAUACGCGAAGUAAGGGGUGGACACAUCACUUUCUGGAGUCUUUCUGCUGCGACACGUGCGGCCGCGCCCAGCAGAUGGCAUCUGAGCGUUGAAGCGUGACCUAUAGACGGCACUGAUAGCGAGAGCGAUUUCUCUCACGAACGGCACGUGCAGCAAAGCGCCGUAUAUGAAGUUAUAUGAAGUUGCCGAGAAUGACAAUGACUUUGAGC
Messenger RNA from Cercospora beticola, 930 nucleotides. RefSeq lists its product as uncharacterized. The record is from RefSeq and is a predicted model, not a curated record. Lineage: Eukaryota; Fungi; Ascomycota; Dothideomycetes; Mycosphaerellales; Mycosphaerellaceae.